This is a messenger RNA of Olea europaea var. sylvestris, 591 nucleotides long. RefSeq names its product MDIS1-interacting receptor like kinase 2-like. Gene Ontology annotation, biological process: protein phosphorylation. Bases 1 to 591 code for a protein of 196 amino acids. The record is from RefSeq and is a predicted model, not a curated record. Gene Ontology annotation, molecular function: protein kinase activity; ATP binding. Lineage: Eukaryota; Viridiplantae; Streptophyta; Magnoliopsida; Lamiales; Oleaceae. The transcript is spliced from 2 exons.
AUGCUUACAGUAGCAGUCAAAAGACUUCAUUUAUCAUCUGAAACGGCAAACUUUGAAGCUUUCAUGAGUGAAAUAAGAGCAUUGACAGAAAUCAGGCAUCGAAACAUUGUGAAACUUUAUGGCUUCUGUUCAAAUGAUCAAAACUCACUUUUGGUCUAUGAAUACCUUGAUAGAGGUAGUUUGGCAAAAACCUUAAGCAUCGAUGAAGAAGCCAAGAAAUUGGAUUGGCCUAAAAGGGUUAAUAUCUUGAAGGGCGUGGCUUAUGCUUUGUCUUACAUGCAUCAUAGUUGUUCUCCUCCAAUUGUUCAUCAAGACAUAUCCAGCAACAACAUUUUGCUUGAUUCACAGUACGAGGCUCAUGUUUCAGAUUUUGGUACUGCUAAGUUUCUGAAAUGCGAUUCAUCGAAUUUCAGCUCUCUUGCGGGCACAUAUGGUUAUUUCGCUCCAGAACUUGCAUACACAAUGAAGGUUACUGAAAAGUGUGAUGUGUAUAGCUUUGGAGUGUUAGCAUUGGAAGUGAUCAAAGGACAGCAUCCUGGUGAAUACAUUCAAUACGUAACAACUCUAUCAAAUGGAGAUUUACGAAUGUAA